GAGUGAACUGUCGACAUAACCACAAACAUCCGAAAGUCGCCAUAUUGAAUGUGAAGACGAACUCAAAAAGAAAAAGAGUGUCUUGAAUCCGCUUGGAAUUUUAUUUCAAGCCUAAAUGUAAUGACGUAAAGUACGUAGGGAUAUCGUAAAGGAUUUUUAAGAUCGAAAAAGAAGCUGUGUUGAAGAUAUCCAGCCAUGAAGUUAUCAUUUGGUUAUGUAAUUCUGCUUCACUCUCUCUACAGAACCUGGGCAUCAAAAUAUUAUGAUGAUAGAAAUCAAAGAGUUUGUCUGGAUAAAGGUGAAGGUAAUGAAUGCUUUCCUUAUGGUUUGGCAGACUUUGGUUCUAUUGCACAGUAUACUACCAAGGGUCUGAUAGUACCUGCAUUGCCGGCAAAUGCCUGUUCAACCAUUGAAAACAGAAACAAACAUGAAAAGAUGGACUACAUUUAUUUUGUAUUAAUCAAAGAAGGAGGCUGCAGCUUUGGAUACAAAGCAUUAAUGGCAAACAAUGCAGGAUAUGAAUUUGCUAUCAUUCACAGCACAACAUCUGAUACAGUUGUAAGAAUGGCCGCUGGGAAAUAUGGAAAAAAAGUUGAUGAGAUUAUGUCAAUUUUUGUUGGAAAGACUGCUGGCAAUCUUUUUUUGAAGUACAAUUAUACUACAGGAACAUUAGUAACAAUUCACCCUCCUUCAUUCUUCCCAAACCUGGAGUUCUACCUUAUUCCAUUUGUUAUUAUUAUUGGUAUCUGUUUUAUUCUCAUGGCCAUGUUUAUGGUUAGUCGGUAUUAUCGUAGUUAUUUAGAGAAACGGAGGAACAGAAUUACUCCUGCUAACUUAAAGAAGAUACCCACCAAGAGAUUUAAGAAAGGUGAUGAAUACUAUGAUGUUUGUGCCAUCUGUCUAGAUGAAUACAAAGAUGGUGACAAGCUCAGGAUACUUCCAUGUGAUCAUGUCUAUCACUGCAAAUGUGUUGAUCCAUGGCUUACAGAAGGUAAAAAGACAUGCCCUGUUUGUAAGCGUCCAGUAGAAAGUAAGAAAUCUAGGAACACCAGCCAGACUGAUGUGGAAAGAGGUCAAGGAAGUGGUUCUGAUAUUGAUGCUGAUGAGACUACCCCACUCAUACAGCCUUCUGCACCAUCAAAUCACUUGGUUGAAGUUUAAUGAUCUUCAACAUAAAUUUAUGAAAUAUGACAAAUUAUAAUCAACUAAUUAGUCAUCUUAUACAGGUCUGUAUCAUAUAUUGCACACCUAUGGAAUCAUAUCCUACUGUACAACUCCAUGUAUUGUUAUUAUGAGUGGUUAAUGUUUUGAGACAUUUGGAUAAAGGAGUUCUUGUCAGCAUUUAAAUGUACAGAGUCUGAUGACAGCAUUUCACUAAUCUUAAUAAGAAACCAAGAAAGAUAUUGGUCUCACCUGACUGAAAAUGCUUGGUCCAUGAAACUCCCAGGGUAGGGGGGGGGGGGGG
Molecule: messenger RNA, 1465 nt
Organism: Actinia tenebrosa (Australian red waratah sea anemone)
Lineage: Eukaryota; Metazoa; Cnidaria; Anthozoa; Actiniaria; Actiniidae
Product: E3 ubiquitin-protein ligase RNF13
Biological process (GO): ubiquitin-dependent protein catabolic process
Cellular component (GO): nucleus
Molecular function (GO): ubiquitin protein ligase activity
Source: RefSeq, a predicted model, not a curated record